Molecule: messenger RNA, 623 nt
Organism: Acipenser ruthenus (sterlet)
Lineage: Eukaryota; Metazoa; Chordata; Actinopteri; Acipenseriformes; Acipenseridae
Product: small nuclear ribonucleoprotein F
Exons: 4
Coding region: 163-423 (86 amino acids)
Biological process (GO): mRNA splicing, via spliceosome; spliceosomal snRNP assembly
Cellular component (GO): U1 snRNP; catalytic step 2 spliceosome
Molecular function (GO): RNA binding
Source: RefSeq, a predicted model, not a curated record
CAAUCAGAACACGUUUCCUAUUCAGGGUGAAAGUUGAGAGGUCAAAGAAAGCAGCCAUUUUCUCGUGAUAUUUUAUUUUUAUUUUUUUAGUGCGCGGCGUGGGAUUUGGGUUCUCUUGUGUUUUAGAGACUACUAGAAUAAAAUACCGGAUUCAAAAAUAAAAUGAGUUUACCUCUGAACCCAAAGCCAUUUCUCAAUGGUCUAACUGGUAAACCAGUUAUGGUAAAAUUGAAGUGGGGAAUGGAGUAUAAAGGCUACCUGGUUUCAGUGGAUGGGUACAUGAACAUGCAGCUGGCUAACACAGAAGAAUAUGUUGAUGGAGCAUUGGCUGGUCACUUAGGAGAAGUUCUUGUUAGAUGCAACAAUGUUCUGUAUAUAAGAGGUGUUGAAGAAGAGGAGGAAGAUGGAGAAAUGAGAGAAUAAACAUUUUGUACAAGAAAAUCUCAUUCCUUUUAUACCGGAUGCAUCAGUUGUAUGACUUUGUAACUGAUUUAAGUUUUUGGUUUAUGUUGAUUUUGUGUCUUACUGAAACAGUUGUUUUUAGUUUAACUUUGUUUUCCAUGCCGUGUGCUUCAAGAACAGCACAGAAAUAAUAAAAUUGUGCAUAUUGCACUUUUUUUUAA